AUGCCCGCCCACUCACUUGAAGAACUCACUGAAAACGGCUGGGGGGAGGUACCCAAUAUAAUAACAACAGUAGAGACCUCAGAAAGGAUGAGAGUACCUGAUACUAUCAGUCAUGAGUACAUCAAGUGUGGAGAUGAUAAUAAAGUUGAUGUAUUAGUGAGUCAUUUUAAUAAAGUCAAACAAGAGAGAGGAGAAGCAAAAGCUCUUGUAUUCAUACAUAGAGACUCCUCCAUUAACCAAUUCAUGAGUGAACUAGCACAGAAAGACAUUAAACACAGAGCUCUUUAUAAAGAAGUGAUGGAUAUCAAUAAAUACAAGUCAUUCUUAAGAAAAUUUAAAAAUGGAGACAUUGAAAUGGUCAUUGGUACUGAAGAAACUGUACGUGGACUCGAUUUUAGUUUUGUAGGUACUCUGUACUUGACUGAAGUACCUCGUGAUGGUAUUGAGUACUUACACCUGGCGGGUAGAGUGGGUAGGAUGGGUAGAGAGGGAGAAGUGGUAGUACUGAUUGGAGGAGAGAAACAGGACAGAGACGCAGGGAGACUGGAGAGGAU
Messenger RNA from Amphimedon queenslandica, 554 nucleotides. Its product is annotated as DEAD-box ATP-dependent RNA helicase 47, mitochondrial-like. Gene Ontology annotation, molecular function: RNA helicase activity. The record is from RefSeq and is a predicted model, not a curated record. Lineage: Eukaryota; Metazoa; Porifera; Demospongiae; Haplosclerida; Niphatidae. The transcript has a single exon. The annotation marks the transcript as partial. Gene Ontology annotation, cellular component: cytosol.